Corticium candelabrum is the source of this 772-nucleotide messenger RNA. Its product is annotated as histone-lysine N-methyltransferase SETMAR-like. Gene Ontology annotation, molecular function: zinc ion binding; histone methyltransferase activity. The record is from RefSeq and is a predicted model, not a curated record. The transcript is spliced from 2 exons. Bases 16 to 492 code for a protein of 158 amino acids. Gene Ontology annotation, cellular component: nucleus. NCBI's taxonomy places the organism in Eukaryota, Metazoa, Porifera, Homoscleromorpha, Homosclerophorida, Plakinidae.
GUGACGAGACGAUUCAUGUACCCUGGAUGUGAUUGCGAAGACGUCUGCUCCGUCGGUUGUUUGUGCCUUUUGUCCAAUGGUUCUGUUUGUAAUAGCGAUGGCUGUUUAAUCUCAACUGGAGAGGACGGCGGACCGCUACUAGAGUGCAACUCAAACUGUUCAUGCAACAGCAACUGUCCAAACAGAUGCGUCCAGAGCGGACGAGGAUGCAAAAAUCAUUUACAAGUGUUUCAGACGGCACGGAAAGGUGUAGGAGUGGUGACCAAGCAAGCCAUCGCUCAACAUCGAUACGUAUGUGACUACAGCGGGGAGAUUAUUCGCAAGUCAGAGGCGACGCGGAGAGCAAAGAUAUACGGCAGAGACGAAGCAAAUUACAUUUUCACACUAAGAGAGCAUGUAGCAUCAAGAGGAAUCAUAUGCACACUCCAUUCUACCCACGUUGGCAUUGUUCGCUGUCAGAAAUAUAGAGGCAGACGAGGAACUGGUAUUUGACUACAGUGGAGGGGAACAAGAAGAUGAAGCAAACUACGAGGGAUGUGAUAGAAUUGUAUGCUACUGUGACUCACAAAAUUGUAGGGGAUACCUGCCAUAUAAUAAGACACUAUUCUAAGGUCUAAGGCUACUCCCUGAAGCAAGCGUUUCAGAUACAGUACAGUGGACACUACUAUAUAACAGGCAUGCACAAAUCCACUAUAGAGCACAGUUAGAUAUGAUGAUACUGAUAGAGGUCUGUUUUAAUCCGUUCUUAAUUAAUGCUGCUCAUGAGACAUGA